AUGGGCACCGCGCUCCGGACGCCGCCCUCCCCCGCAGCUGCCGCAGAGCUGGCUGGCACCCUCGCUGCCGCCGCCAGGCAGCUGCCCACUUGGGGCAGCGCAGCCCCCUCUGCCAAGCACCCCAGAAGCUGCCCGCAGCCGCCGCCGCAGCCGCGACCUGUGUCCCGGCGCCUCCUGGCCCUCCAGCCUCCUGGAGAAGGUGGCACUCGCUGGAUGACUCAGCCAAGCCGGCCGAGGGUCCCCCAGGGCCCCCGCGCGCCAGCCUCGCCAGGCAGCGGCCGGCGCCAGAGCCAGGAGAGCCACCACAGGUCCCGAGGCCCCAGAGCCGCUGCGCCGCUGCGCACCCCCGGCACUCCCCUCCUGUCCGAGCUGCCGCCUGGAGGGGAGGCUGAGCCCAGCGAGAGGAGGGUGUGGAGACAGGCCGGCCCCAGGGCCAGGACCUCGCCGAGCCACGCCCGCUGGCCUCGUGCUGCCCCGCUGUCUCCAGCCCAGACGCCUCUCUUCCCAGAGCUUCCUGUGAGCCCUGAGGCCGGCCGGCGCCCCAGCCUGGCGCCUGGCCCAGCCCGGGAGAUCCAGAAGCCUCUGGCCGGGGCUCAGGCAGCUGCUCCCCCGCCCCCCGCCGGCACCAGCCCCACCCGGCCGGUGCUGGCCGGCCAUUGGUGUCUGCAGCCUGAACGGACCCUCGCUGGGGGUGCCCCUUUCUGCCUGUCCACCGGAGGCCCCCAGGCAGCACCGGACCCGCCACAGCGACAGCAGGAGACCCUAGACCCGGUCGCUGGCAAGCGCCUUCUGCCCCUCCAGAAGUGCCGGCUGGGGGGCCGCUGGCCAGCGUGCGCCGUGGCCCAGGCCGGGCCUCCAGGACUGCCCUGCCCGCCUCACACGCCCCCGCUCCAAGGCAGCCACCCCGUCUUCCAGCUACCGGCGGCCUCGGUCUCCCCACCCCCUGCCUUUGCCGCUGGACCCCCCAACUGUCUCUUCAACUUUUUUUGGAGCACGGAACCCUCGGCCGCCCUGGCUGUUGGGCAGCCACUGGACCGCCUUGGCUGCGGGCCCGCCUUCCCGAGGGCCGCUGCCCGGUGCGCCCCAGCCCAGCACCGCGCUCCCCACGGGCUCUCCAAGCCCCCCGAUGCCACUGAACCCCCCCAGCAAGGCGCCCCAAGGCCACCAGGCUCUGGACCUCGGAACCGGGCCGAGACCCCCGAGCCUGCUCCCUCUGCCGCUGGCCGCCCCCCAGAGCUAAGGACCUAUCGCCCCCGGAGCUCCCUGUUCAUGGACAUCACCCAGGAGGGCCUCUUCGCGUCCCACAGUCUCACGGAGGAGCGAGAGCUGGCUGCGGAUCCCCUGGACAGGGUGGUCGAGGAAGAUCCCCAGAGGGAUGGCCCAGCCUGGGAGAAAGAGCUGGUCAGCAAGAUCAGGGCCAUGUCCAGCUUGGAGCAGAGCCUGUUGUUGGAGAGGGUUCAAAACUGUAUCAAGGAGCACAGCCAGCUCACUUGGAAGGUGCAGGGGCUGGACGCCAGCGUGCAGGUGCUGCUCGCGCGGCUGGGCCUGGACCCCGCGGUGCCCUGGGACAAGACGUCUCUCUUCCGCCUCUACGGGCUGGCCCUGCGAGAGUGUCCCAAUGUCAACCUGGUGAGGCGCCACCUGAGUGUCCUGCUGGACCUGUCACACCAGCUGUCUGAACAGCGGGAGGGCGUUGCGCUGACUGUUGGCCUGACGUCCACCUUGCACCUGGAGGAAGUGUGGGCCCUGCUGGAGCAUCUGGGCCGCACCAGGUUCCUGAGGUCGGCCGCCGUGUCCUCGCAGAGCCAGCAGCUAGAGGUGGACGUGCACUGGAGGUGGGUGGGCAGCACGUGCCUGCUGUGCUACGGGCAGAUGGCCGCGCAUAUCGGGGAGCGACUCCUGCCCUGGGUGGACAACAUCGCCUGCAGGAUGGUCUACUACUUCUCCUGCAGCAGCUACGACCACAUCCUCAAGAUGAGCUUCCUGUGCGCGGCCAUCAUGCUCACGAAGGCACUCAAGAGGGAGGGAGAGGCCGAGAGCUUCAAGUUCACUCAGAUCCCGGAGCUCAUCCAGUGUCUCCUGUGCAUCCUCCAGAAGGAGCCCGGCUACCUGGCCACUCUCUUGCGCCAGAAGAUCAUACUGGUCAUCACGGGACUGAGCAGCCUGCGGCCCCGGCUCAAGCCCACGGUCAAGUCCAGGGUCCUGCAGACCUGCCUGUGGAGCUUGUACACGCUGCCCGCCCCGGAGAUGCUGAAGGGGAGCCUGCCCCCCAUGGCGGUGGUCCCCGACGUGAUGGUGAGCGCCCGCGGUGCAGCCCUGCGGGCAGGUGGGGCAGAGGGGCCGGCAGCUGCCCGCGGACUCCUGUGA
This is a messenger RNA of Talpa occidentalis (Iberian mole), 2367 nucleotides long. Its product is annotated as proline-rich protein 36-like. The transcript is spliced from 16 exons. Lineage: Eukaryota; Metazoa; Chordata; Mammalia; Eulipotyphla; Talpidae. Gene Ontology annotation, cellular component: cytoplasm. The record is from RefSeq and is a predicted model, not a curated record. The coding region runs from base 1 to 2367 and encodes 788 amino acids.